This is a messenger RNA of Penicillium diatomitis, 837 nucleotides long. RefSeq lists its product as uncharacterized. The record is from RefSeq and is a predicted model, not a curated record. Gene Ontology annotation, biological process: peptidyl-proline hydroxylation to 4-hydroxy-L-proline. The transcript is spliced from 2 exons. NCBI's taxonomy places the organism in Eukaryota, Fungi, Ascomycota, Eurotiomycetes, Eurotiales, Aspergillaceae. Gene Ontology annotation, molecular function: iron ion binding; procollagen-proline 4-dioxygenase activity; L-ascorbic acid binding. The coding region runs from base 1 to 837 and encodes 278 amino acids. Gene Ontology annotation, cellular component: endoplasmic reticulum.
AUGCCCAAGUUCAGAACAAAGGCCCAGACUCAGGCCCGGCCGUCAAACACCACCAACAUCAACACCAGCACCAGCAACAAACCCCCCACGCCCAACUGGCCACCCCUCCGUCCGCUCCUCCCGGCCGCCGACCUUCACCUCACUCCCCUGGUCCAGGACCAGAUCUACCUCAUCCGUAACUUCUUACCGUCCAGUCUCUGCAAGACCUACGUGGCCUUUCUCUCCUCUUUACCGUUGACGACGACGCCCGGCCGACCGAAGAAAGAUGAGGCGGUGCGGGUGAACGAUCGCUUUCAGGUGGAAGAUAAGCGGUUCGCAGAGACACUGUGGAAUGGGACGGCGUUACGGGACUUGGUCACGGAGCGAUUCGGGGAAGAUGAUGGUGUUGAGGGAGACGAAGAGCAUGAGGAUGGCCAUGGAGAGGAGAGGGUCGUCGGCGAGGGUAAAGAGCAACGACUGCGGGAGACAUGGGGGGGCGUACCACUUGGGUUGAACCCUAAUAUUCGUAUCUAUCGCUAUUCCAAGGGUCAAUUCUUUGCGCAACAUUACGACGAAUCCAACACUCUAACCUUCCUGCCCGCCUCCACCACAAAACCCCUCCCCGCACGCACCACCUGGACUCUCCUCAUCUACCUCACCAGCUGCGACGGAGGCGAAACGGUCUUCUAUCCGGAUCCCUCACGCGCACAUCCCCGGCCCUCGCCGAUCGAAGUGGCCCCGCAGGCGGGCAUGGCGCUCUUGCAUCGACAUGGGGAUCGCUGUAUGUUGCAUGAGGGGAGGGAGGUGACCGGCGGGGAGAAGUGGGUGAUUCGGAGCGAUUUGGUCGUGGAGAGGUAG